AUGUAUCAACAGCCGGGAACGAAGAACGCCUUGGAGUUCUUACCACCCGGCGGUGCUGAAUUUACAUGGAUGCAUGAGCUCACGCGCAAUAUGCAUUUAGCGACGGCAACGAGCUGGAACCCGUUCGGACGACUAGCCAUGGACAAUGUUGCCGCUGUUACGCAUCUUUCGGAGAACGGGCUCGCCUUUCCGGGCCUUCUCUGGAGGAGAGGAAGCUUUGUGGACUUGAGUCUGCUCAAGACAAAGUAUGCCGAAUCUUGGCAGCGACUUCAUGCGGCCAAAGGUCCUUUACGUUCAUCCCCGAAUACCAUCAGACUUGCUACUACGCACCUCCUGUUUGAAAUCAUCCAGGCUUUGAUUUCACAGGGCGAGGAUCAAGUAGCCAAUUCAAUCCUCAACUCAACUUCCCACUGGAAGUGGAACAGGCACGAAAGUUCGGCGGACGAUGGCAUGAUAGAGACGGUCGACCAGCUGCCGCAUGGACUCGCACUCGAGAAUCGAGGAGGAAUGUUCUCUCUUGAUCCGAACCCUGACGGGGGGUACUAUCAGGACUGGAUCAUUGACAGAGUCAUGAAUGAAGGCGGUUUGUGGGUAUGGACCCUCGAGGGCGAAAUAAAAAAACGCGAAGCGGAGCUUGAGAGCUACUCGGCAAAAAAGAAGGGAGAAGUGGUCGCUGAUGGGCACAUACCCAACAUAGAGGACCCGGACCCGAUGGACGACAUCCAAGAAUCUUCCGAAAGGCAGGUAACUGAUCCUGCGCGAUCAAAACCCAAAGCUGAGCCGACCGAUGUCUCGGGUAGACACAAAAACUCCAGCCAUAGCGAGAUGAUGGGGGUAGCUUUCAUAAUGACGGCCACGGCCGAGGCGAUGACCGUUCUGCCAGAUGAUGACAUACCAAAACUUCCCGAAGGCUGGAACGUCCAAUCCCGCCUGAUAUUUGCUCCUGCUUCGUUGACUGCGUGGGCUAUGCAUGGAUACAAAGGCGAGGGAGUUAGGAAAGAACAAACCAACUGGCGUGCCGUAUUUGACACAGAGAAUAAUCUUGACGAGAAGAGCAAGGUUCUGACGCCGUUUCAAAUGGUCCUGGAGUCCAUACCGAGGCCGGAGAUGCGUAGCAUGAGCGUCUCGUGGGUUGUGGAGGACUGCGACAAGCCGGAUAAUCAAGUCGACGACGACGAGAAGUUCAUAUCGGGACGACAGAGACUGACGGUGAAGAGUAUGGUCAGGGGGAUGUGGAGGUUCACGCUGUCUCACACGGGGAGCCACUCACUCAUCUUCACCAUGGAUCACAUCGAAACCGACAGCGCCACCUCGCCGGCGUCCGCGGCUAACCUACACUCACUCACGUUAGAACUCGCCAAAACCGACGCCGUCAUGUCACUCACUCACGACCUGCAAUCCCUCACCAUGGACCCCGCCGCCGAAAGUGACAUCGCCGCCUCACUGACCAGCUACCCAGCAUCAAGCGCCUCCCGUCCUUCUUCGGCCUCGUCCGCCCCGUCGCUGUCGACAAGCCCGGACGACCAAUCGAAAACGGUGCUUCCCGGCGCCCCCGUCUCUCAUCUCUUCGAGGUCCGAGAUACCCCGACGGCCGGCCGGGCCGUCUUUGCCACGCGGGACAUCCCCGCCGGCACCCUGCUCUGGCGCGCCGAUGACCUUACCGUCUCGGUCCUCCUGCGCGAGUACAGGCGCGAGGUCUGCGGACAGUGCUUCGCGUACGACUACGGCAGGGACAUGAGCAUACGGGACCCCGUGGGGUUCGCCUUUUGCUCGAGAGAAUGCCAGGCGAAGUGGAAGCAGGAAACCGGCGACGUGGGUGUUCAGGCGUGGACCGAGGUUGAGAAGCUCGUGAAGAAGAGGAGCAAGGAGGACAACGACAUGGUCGAGCUCGACCUGCCACGCCCCACGGAGGAAGAAAUCGCACGGGCGUGGGAGGAGACCGAGGCGCAGGCGGAGUUGAUCCGGACCGCGAGGAUGGCCGAGCUCAACGGCGGACCGAUCACGAAACAACACCGCAGAGCCAUCCUGAAGGCGCUCCAGCAGCCGAUCCAGCCGGACGUCAUGGGCUUCUGCGUCGGCGGUCUCGUCGCGCGGUACAACAGCCUGCGGAGGUGGGAGAACCUGCUCUCUCUGGCGGUGGACUCCACCCCGUAUAGCAACGCCGACAACCUGCGCGCCUUCACGAGGAGUUACCUGCACAUGCUCGCGGUGCUCCCGCUGCCUCUACUCUCUCUCCUCACACCGGAAACGCUGCAGCUGCUCUCAUCGCGCGACAGCCACAACUCGUUUGGCAUUCGGUCGUUAGAGGACGAGGGGUCCGAGUUUUUCGGGUACGGGUGCUGGCCCGGGGCUAGCUUUUUCAACCACUCAUGCGCGCCGAAUGUUGAGAAGAGGAGGGAGGGGAGAGUUUGGGAGUUCAGGGCUGCUGGGGAUAUGCGGUCGGGGGAUGAGAUUAAUAUCACGUACUUGGGCGGGGAGGAGAAAGAUAUGUCGAGGGAGAAGAGGAUGGCGACGUUGAGGAGGAAUUGGGGGUUUGAUUGUGGGUGCAAGAGGUGUCAGGAGCUGUAA
Messenger RNA from Colletotrichum karsti, 2568 nucleotides. Its product is annotated as putative protein lysine methyltransferase. The transcript is spliced from 3 exons. Bases 1 to 2568 code for a protein of 855 amino acids. Gene Ontology annotation, cellular component: nucleus. Gene Ontology annotation, molecular function: protein binding. Lineage: Eukaryota; Fungi; Ascomycota; Sordariomycetes; Glomerellales; Glomerellaceae. The record is from RefSeq and is a predicted model, not a curated record.